AUGGCAGUGGAGUAUGACGAGGACUUCAAUUACUCCGACUCAGGCAGUGACAAUGAUGACGACCAGGGCUUAAGUGACGAUGAUGGAAUUGAAAUGGAACAGGAAGAUCAUUGCAUUCUUUCUGCUAAGGAUAGUAUCUUAAUGGAAUCAACUGUUAUGUCCCCCGAAGACCUCGUUCGAGAUAUGAAAACUUCUAUAGCCGAGGUGGCGGCUAUUUUACGCAUAAAUUCGGGAACUUGUAGGAUACUUUUAAAUAAGUUCAAUUGGAACAAAGAGAGUUUGUUAGAAAGAUAUUAUGAAAACCCCGACACUGACGCCUUUCUCAAAUCUUAUAAAGUAAUUCCUAGCAGAGAUUUCCCUAAGCCCACUAACGAUGAAUGCUCUGUUUGCUGCACAAAGUCAUCUUUAACUGGUCUUCUCUGUAAUCAUUGGUGUUGCUCUUCGUGUUGGGAAACAUACCUCAAUACUAAGAUCCUGAGUGAUAAUUCUGCUGACAUACAAUGUUUUGCUUAUGACUGUCCUCUACUCAUAGAAGACGAAAAGGUUCUAUCUUACAUUUCGAGAGAAGAUGUACGCAUGGCGUAUCAUCGACUUAUUACUAAUAGUUUUGUGGAAUCCAAUCGUCUUAUUAAAUGGUGCCCCGGCCCUGAUUGUGGCAAAGCUAUCAAGGUUUCACAAGCUGAAGCUCGUCCUGUUCAAUGUACGUGUAACAUGUGUUUUUGCUUCGGCUGUGCCAAUGAAUGGCAUGAGCCUGUGAACUGUCGUCUUCUGAGGCUGUGGAUGAAGAAAUGUAGUGAUGACAGUGAGACGAGUAAUUGGAUAAAUGCAAACACGAAAGAAUGUCCGAAAUGCCAGGUUACAAUAGAAAAAGAUGGUGGCUGUAAUCAUAUGACUUGCAAAAACUCAGCUUGCAAAAUGGAAUUCUGUUGGAUGUGUUUGGGCCCGUGGGAGCCGCAUGGAAGUGCAUGGUACAGUUGUAACAGAUAUGAUGACUCGAAUGCUAAGAAAGCCAGAGAUGCUCAGGAAAGGAGUAGGGCUGCUUUACAACGUUAUUUGCAUUAUUAUAAUCGCUUUAUGAACCAUCAAGCAAGUCUAAAACUAGAAAGCAAAUUAUAUGCGACAGUGAAAACUAAAAUGGAGUUCAUGCAACAGCAGUCUAUGUCAUGGAUCGAGGUUCAAUUUCUGAGAAAAGCUGUGGAUGUUUUGUCAGAAUGUCGUCGCACAUUGAUGUAUACAUACGCCUUUGCCUACUAUUUGCAGCAUGAUAAUCAAUCCAUAAUAUUUGAAGAUAAUCAAAAAGAUCUCGAAAUUGCAACAGAACAACUUUCCGAGUUCUUGGAAAGGGAUCUACCCAAUGAAAAUCUCGUCACUUUAAAGCAAAAAGUGCAAGACAAAUACAGGUAUGUCGAUAAACGACGAACAGCUUUGUUAAAGCAUUGUCAAGAAGGAGCUGAGAGAGAUUCUUGGAAGUUUACGGAGUAA
Molecule: messenger RNA, 1482 nt
Organism: Auanema sp. JU1783
Lineage: Eukaryota; Metazoa; Nematoda; Chromadorea; Rhabditida; Rhabditidae
Source: the annotation of a GenBank genome assembly